Messenger RNA from Metopolophium dirhodum (rose-grain aphid), 959 nucleotides. RefSeq lists its product as uncharacterized. The transcript is spliced from 3 exons. Bases 152 to 613 code for a protein of 153 amino acids. Lineage: Eukaryota; Metazoa; Arthropoda; Insecta; Hemiptera; Aphididae. The record is from RefSeq and is a predicted model, not a curated record.
AGAAGAGACAAUGAGGAAUAUAUCAAUUACCUAGUUGAAUUGUAUUGUGGCUUUAAGUAAUUUAUUUAUAAACGUAACUAAGUUAUUUAAACUAAUAUUUAUUAUUUGGUAGAUAAUAAACUUUUAUAUAAAUGGUUAUUCAAAUAUAAAUAUGAAAAACAAACUUUUUUUUGUACUAAUGUUAACACUGCCUCCUUUGUAUAACUCAAUGUUAAGAAUAUUAACCUAUGAUCAUUUAUCAAAUUUAAGAUCAUCAACUUCGUCUAUCAAGAAUUCAACGGAAUUUUCUAGUACCAAUUCAUCAAAAAACCAUGAAAACGGGGAAAAACAUGAAGGUACUACAAUUAAGUACAAUGAUACUCAAACAGACAAUAUAAAUAAGUUCCUGAAUGCGAUAAAACAAAAAAUUAAAAACAUUACAAAAAUCAACAACAAAACAACUAAAUCACAAACUGAAACAUCCAAACAUCCAACAUAUAAAGUAGUAAAAUUAAACCAUCAAUGUUGUCAUCAAGGCAAGAUUUGUGCAUAUUGUAAUUCUAAUUAUUGCAACAUCAAGGAUAAAAACACCCAGCACUGUUGCUUUAAAUAUUGCAGAAAUUGUCAAUGUUGAUAAAUUAUUCAUAAACUUUAUAAUUAGGUAUGAUUUAUAAUAUUGGUUUUUUAAAAAAAAAUAUUAUUUGUUUCUCAUUUAAAGAAUAAGAAAAUAUAUUAAAAGGUUUUUUUAUAAUGAAUGUCAAUAGGUAAUUUAAAUUUGGUCAUGUAAUUUUAAUAAUUAAUUAACAAAAUAUUAAGCUAAAAAAGUUUAUAAAAAUAAAUAAAUGUAAAAAGUGUUAUGAAUCAUAAGAAAAAUUCUUAGGAUAGAGUGGAUAGACCUUUGUCAUGAAUCGAGAAUAUAUUUAAAUAACAUAAAACAAACAUACAAUUGUAUAUUAUUUACAUAAAAUUAAAUUAAAUAU